Molecule: messenger RNA, 1976 nt
Organism: Hibiscus syriacus
Lineage: Eukaryota; Viridiplantae; Streptophyta; Magnoliopsida; Malvales; Malvaceae
Product: splicing regulatory glutamine/lysine-rich protein 1-like
Exons: 2
Coding region: 464-1483 (339 amino acids)
Source: RefSeq, a predicted model, not a curated record
GAAGGAGAAAAAAGAGAAAAAAGAGAGAGAUGGAACCGACGGAAAGCACAAGGAUAAGGAUAAGAAAGACAAAAAGGAAAAACACAAAGACAAAGACAAAAAGAAGGAAAAGGGCGUAGAUAAAGAAAAAGAUAGAAGUAAUAAUUCAGAGGAAAAUAAAUUUCCUGGUCAUCCCGAUGUUCAAAAUGGGGAGAAGAUCUCAGAUGAUAAAAAGUUUCCGGGAAAAGCUGACAGUCACAGUGGGGAGAAGUUCAUCCAGAAAGAGAAGGGUAGGGAUAAAGAUCGAAGCAGUUUUUCAGGUGAGAAGAAACUUGCUGGGCACGUUUCAGGUUAUAAUGGGGAGAAGAUUGGCCAGAAUAGUCAUCUGGUUGAAGAUUUCCGGAAUUCUAAAUUUGUGCAGGAGUUGGCGGGGAGGGUCAGAGAUGAGGGUGCAGGAGAUGGAAGCCAAUUGGUGAAUAAGUUUAUGGGUAGUGACCGGAAAAAGGAUGAGGGAAUGGUCAGGUUUGUGGCUAAGACUGCUAAUAAAUUGGCUGAAGAGAAGGAGACAAUCAAGAAAAGUGGUGAUAGGAAGUUCAAUGUGCAAGGAAUCAGGGAGGAGACGAGAGCCGGUGGAAAUGCUAUGGUUCCAAACCUUGCUGGAGCAGCGAAAGCUAGUGUUGAAGGGAUUCCCAAACAAGUGGAGAAUAAUGCUGAGAGGCGUGGGGAAGGGAAAGAAAAAAUCAAAGAAAAAGGUGAUGAUAAAAUCAGGGAUAAGCGCAAGGAGAAAGACAGAGAGAAGAAAAGUCACGGGAAAGAUAAGAAUAGGGACAAAGCGAAGGAGAAGGCGAAAGGUGAACAUAGGAAUUUGGAGCUGGAUAACUUAAAAGGAAGCAACAAAGAUGACCUUCUGAAUACUUUUAAUCUGAAAACAUCACAUCCUUCUAAGGAGGGAAACAAGGGUGCUGUUACCGAGGAAAAUCUCCGCAAGCGGAAGGACAUGGAGAAAAAUGGAUUUCUUCAUGCUGAUGAUGUUAAACCCAAUAAGUUACACAAAAUUUCUUCCUCUCAAUCGUUGACAGGCAAUGGAAAGACAUUGGAGAAUUGUCAAGCUCGCAUUCCACUUACUUUAGAUAGCAAGGGACCAGGAACCAGUCUUAAAGUCGAGCAUAGAGGACGCAAGUUGAAUGAUAUUGUUGAAGCUCAGCUGUCAUCUGUCUCCCCGACAAAGCAUUUAUCAUCAAGUGCACAAGCUAGUCAACUCGAUGAAGUGUCUAUCAAACUACCUCAUCCGGACUCGAAGUAUUUGAGCCAGGUACUUUCUGUGCCCAAAAUGGAAGAAUGGUCUGAUGUUGAUGACCAAUCAUGGCUAUUUCGCAGUGCUGAACCGCAAUCAAAGAAACCCAAGGAGGGAUUUUCGGAGAUUGAUGAGUCACAAGUAUGGGCAGAGGCUCUGCAGAUAGAGUCGGCAGAUAUUUAUGCUCUUCCAUACGUUAUUCCAUACUGAUUAUCUUUAUUAGUGGGCACAUGGUUAACCCUCCUACACUGCAGCUGGGUUUUGCCCUUUGGGGGCGGAUUCUUUGGUUUUCUAUUCAGCAUUCUUUUGUUGUCGAUCUCGAGUGUUGCAGUGAAUGUUUUUGAACAACUGGCUGCCAAGCUGCUCUGUUACGGCAACCAUCACUUUGCUCUAUCAGGUCAUUCGACCUCCUGGAAGUGUAGGCUGUGUAUUUGCGUCCUGGUACAAGACAACUAAUUCAUUCAAAUCACACGAAGCAAUGAAAGCAACCGAAUGACGGUGCCUAGGAAAAGGUAAUGUAUAACCUUGUGCAUUCUUAUCUGAAUUGCAUAAAGCUGAGAUGCUCUUUCUAAUUGAGAUUGUGAGAGAAACUAGCUGUGGGUCUUUGCAAUUCCACUGCAAUUUUGAUUUGUAAAAUAGAACUCUUGUAUUUACAAUAAAUGUAAGAUAGGGGGAAAGGAAAGUAGUGGCAUUCAUUUAUUCA